CCAUUUUGGGUGCGGGCAAGCUGCCGUUUUUCUUGACUUCCUCGCGAGUCAUCGAGCUCUGAGAGGGAAAGAAGUACUCUCGCACUCCGCGGCUCCUGAGGCAGCGCUCCGGAAGAGGGACAGGUGCUCCUCAGCCGGCUAACGUCAACGUUCAGCUCAGGACCGAGUUAAGUCUCUUGCUCUCCAAGUAAAAAUUGCAAAGGUUUUGAAAUACGGAGCCCUAUCUUCUCCACCAAAAACCUACUGGAGAGCACUUAUCAGCUUGCCCUUUUCGCCCCGAAAAACGACUUUUUCGUUCACCGUCUAAGUCCCUUCCUCUUUCUAAUUUAAGCUGACAGAAGAGGAAGCUGAUAUAUUGAAAUAACAAAGAAGAAUGAAAACAAAUUUAAAAUGGAAAAUGAGGGAAAGCAGAUGCCGAACUGACAAAUCGUCUUCGAGACCAACAACAAAAAAAUUGGGGGAUUUUGCUAACGUAUUGAGACGGUGGUCAUUUUUCGUAGAUGCUGCGGAAGACUAUUAGAUGAAACGAAAGAAAUCAAAUCAACUUCCGCGUUUCUUUAACAGCGGUCAUAACAUUUUUCUAUCUUCAGUCUUGGUCAUUUGCAUUUUUACAACCUUUCCCCUUCCUUUGUAAUGUAGAACACUGGCCACUGUAAAAACCAGACCGCCAGACUGCAAGGAUUAUUGUUAUCGUCCGGGAUAAUGAGCCCGGAGUCCUAUCCUGCAAUCCUGAGCCCUCCGCGUGCUCAUUCUGCUCGCUUUUGCCAAACCUGCACCGGCAAUUUGAAUGAUUUAAAAUCGUCCCGGAAUAGCAAGGCUCAUCAGCUACGCAAAGAAACAAGUUAUGACCAGGACUUCCCUGGUGGCACAGUGGUUGAGAGUCCGCCUGUGAUGGGAAGAUCCAACAUGCCGCGGAGCGGCUGGGCCCGUGAGCCAUGGCCGCUGAACCUGUGCGUCCGGAGCCUGCGCGUCCAGAGCCUGUGCUCCGCAACGGGAGAGGCCACAACAUUCCCAAGUCCAGCCAUGCUACAAAUACCUGCUGAAGCCCCUCUGAAUGGAACAGGCCUGCGCAAAGCCCACCCACCUGCCGAUGCAGGGGACACGGGUUCGUGCCGUGGUCCGGGAAGAUCCCACAUGCUGCGGAGCGGCUGGGCCCGUGAGCCAUGGCCGCUGAACCUGCGCGUCCGGAGCCUGUGCUCCACAACGGGAGAGGCCACAACAGUGAGAGGCCCACGUACCGCAAAAAAAACAAUAAAAAAAAAGAAGGCUGAAUGGAACAUGGCUCAAAGGAAGAAAAGAGAAGGGGAGGGGACUCUGUCCCGAGGGCCCAGAGCUCCGAGUCCUCCAGGCACAGGCGUGGGAGAGCCAGACCCACAGGAGAGGCUGGGCAGAGCCCCCAAACCCGGAGCAGGUGGAGCCCAGAGGAAGAGUCUGCAAAUCUUCCAGCCCCAACCCCAGAGUCUCCCGGUGACUUUCGUGGGGCAGCAUCCACAUCACCUCCGACCAGCCACUCCAUGGGCUGAGAAGACAGCGCCUCCACCAGAGGGCCUGGGCUCCCUUCCGGCACAUCUGCGAACAGGGCGUGGGCUCUGGCCAAAGCCCCAAACCAGAAGGUGGAAACUUUUUCUGAGCACUGGGAGAGGCGGGGAGGUGUUGAUGUUUUAGAAACCAAACCUGUGUCCUUAGAAACACGGCAGAAGGGCUCGGCAGAGCAGCCAGGAGUUGGAUGGUGCUGCAGUGAAUCACAGAAACUCCAGGGAAGAAGAGGCCAUCCGAGAGGGGAGGCAGCCUCUUUUGAAGUCUCAAAAUCUUUAUUAAAUAAAGGAUCCAAGAGGCCUUGGUCAUACAGCAAAGUUUAAUAAUGUUAUAUAUAAUAGAGGAAAAUGAAGCAACAUAUAGCUAUUGUUAGUUAAAAAUGACCUAAGUGACAUAUAAUCUUUGAAUUUACAAAGAUAGCACAACUUAUGCAAUAAAUCAUAUUUGCAGUUAUUCUUUUUUUCAGUAGCAACAAUAAGAUGAUUUU
Mesoplodon densirostris (Blainville's beaked whale) is the source of this 2023-nucleotide messenger RNA. RefSeq lists its product as uncharacterized. The coding region runs from base 703 to 1665 and encodes 320 amino acids. The record is from RefSeq and is a predicted model, not a curated record. The transcript has 4 exons. NCBI's taxonomy places the organism in Eukaryota, Metazoa, Chordata, Mammalia, Artiodactyla, Ziphiidae.